Culex pipiens pallens (northern house mosquito) is the source of this 1862-nucleotide messenger RNA. RefSeq names its product protein preli-like (gene prel). Gene Ontology annotation, biological process: phospholipid transport. The transcript has 4 exons. NCBI's taxonomy places the organism in Eukaryota, Metazoa, Arthropoda, Insecta, Diptera, Culicidae. The record is from RefSeq and is a predicted model, not a curated record. Bases 362 to 1012 code for a protein of 216 amino acids. Gene Ontology annotation, molecular function: phosphatidic acid transfer activity. Gene Ontology annotation, cellular component: mitochondrial intermembrane space.
UGUUGGUGUCGUUUGUUGUUUCAAAAUUUAUUGUGAUAAGAGUUUAUCAGUUUUUUCCUCCGAUCCUUCGCGCAAAACGCUGAAACUCGCUCCCAAAAUAGUAGCCGCCUUAUCGCCGAAGUGAUUGUAAUUGAAACCGGCCAUUCGCAACGGCAGCAGUGCAGCUGUGUGCGCGGAAGUGUCCCACGGCAGUAGGCCAGGCCCCGUCAGUCAGUCAGCCGCGAGACGUCAAAACGGAAAGUGAAAACCUCUGAACAAAAAAAAUACGAAGCUCGCAAAGACGGGUUGAACACUUGGCAGAGCGAAAAAAUCAAUUUCGGAAGCAGCAGCCGCCGCGCGCUAGGCCAAAUUUCCCGUGACGAUGGCAAAGUACUACGAGAGCACGACCACUUUCAACUACCCGUGGGAACAGGUUACGCAGUGCUUCUGGAAUCGGUACCCGAACCCGUUCAGCUCCCACGUCCUCUCCGAGGACACCGUGUGCCGCGAGAUCCGCGACGGCCAACUCCACUCGAAGCGCCUUCUGAGCAAAACGAACCGCGUGCCCAAGUGGGGCGAACGAUUCUUCAAGGCCCAGUCGGUCUGCAUCCUCGAGGAGUCGGUGGUCGACCCAAAGGAGCGCACCCUCGUCACGUACACGCGCAACAUUGGCUUCAACAAGAUCAUGAGCGUCGUUGAGAAGGUCACGUACCGCAGCGUGCCGGACCAGCCGGGCAAAACGAUCGCGACACGGUCGGCGUGGAUCGAUUCGUCCGUGUUUGGCUUCUCCACGGCGAUCCGAGCGUUCGGGUUGGACCGGUUCAAGAAGAACUGCAUGAAGACGGUCAACGGGUUCAACUACGUGCUGCAGAACAUGUUUCCGGCGACGCACGCCGCCACGAUGGUCCACAACCAGCAGCAGCAGCAGCACCAGACCAAGGCCCAGAAGAUUAAGGAAGCGGCCAAGCACGCCUCGGAACAGGUCAAGGCCCAGGCCGAACAGCUGGUGCAAAAUUUGUCCGUGAAAGGUUGAACCAAGCCGCCUUAGGGGGAACAAGACACCGGAAACUGAAACGUCCCUCUAACAGACACACUUUACCCCGAAGAAUUCCGACAAUUGUUGAACAAUUCCCCGUUUCUUCAUGGCUUUGAGAGCGGCAAUAAUUGUUAAAUAACCAAAUCAGCACCAGCUUACGAAAAUGCUCUCGAGCUUGAGAAAAUUUAGAAAGUUCCCGUUUUUCCAACCAAUUUCCUAGUACAAGUAGCGGUCACUUAACUAAUCGAAACCAUUUUGCGCAACAGUUGCAAACAGGGCGGAUGCAGUAUUUGUGGGACGAAGAAGUAACUUUGUGGGAGUGUAAAAGAAAGCUUGAGCAUCAUUCCAUGCCGGUUAAACAGUAAAUUUGCUUAAACACUUUUUAUAAUAACAAGCCAGUAAAGGAGAGAACGCAGAAAAAGACAGGACUCGACCAGAGGGGGAGGAGGAUUAAGAGGGAAAUCAAUAAGUUAAGUUGAAAUAGUGAUAAACCAGUUUAGUGAACACGCUCACACACAAGAAUAUGAUUUUGAGAGUUGACAUCGUCGUCGUCGUCACCCUAAUCGGAGUCAGCUUGAGGGGGCGACGCCGACGAUGCAAUGUUACAGUUUUACUAGAUACUAGAGCUUAGUGAUAGGGAAGUUUAAAAAGUGCUGGGAAAUAACGAACUAAUAACGGCACUCAAGAUUGUGUUACCACCGUGUGUUGAGUGCGUGAAGGAAACGAGGCAGUUGAUCUUACCCUGCUGCAGGCAAUGCAUGUGAAUAGGAAGCUUUUGAAAUGACGCCUGGAGUCGUGUAAUUGUAGAUAUUAAUAUAUUUUUAUUUCGUUAUAGAAACAAGUGCGA